AUGCUGAAUCUUGACGAUGUUUUUGAGAGAUUGGAGAUUUCUUCUGAAAAGCGAUGCCAAGUAAUGAAAAAGGAGCAGGUGGUAAAGAAUAUGGAGAGGAUAUUUCUUGGAAGAGACUUCUCAAAUAGGUUAUUGUAUACUCUUGCUUGUACAGCACCAAAGAAUGCAGAUGUCGAUCUAUUGGCAAACCUAAUUGAUGGAAAGAUUAUUAAGCAUGAGAGUAUGUUGAAGGAAUGCUUAAGAUACAUGGAGAAAAGAAGCGCCUCUGUGGAAGAGAUGGCUGCUUUUGUAAAGGCAAAUGAAGUUAGUGAGGAGGACAUACGAAAGCACAUCGAUAGGAUGAGAAGCGAAGGGCUGUCUAAAAAAGAUAUGAUUAGCAAAGCACGGAAAGUUAUGCCUUGUGCAGACUUUAAGGCGGUGGUUGAGGAAAUAAACAAGGUCCCUGACGAUGCAGAUGAUGAGCAUAUAGAAAGUUUAGAAGGAGGAGAUUGGUUAGAAGAGGGGGAGAUUAGAAAACUCCCCGGACCUGGAGAAACUCCACAGGUUAGUGAAGAGAUAAGACAGGCACACCUGAGGAGAACAGGAGGAAAGGUGGUCACUAGGUUUCCUCCCGAGCCGAAUGGGAUUCUUCAUAUUGGACAUGUAAAGGCAAUAAAUCUGAACUUUGAAUAUGCCAAGAAAUUUGGAGGAUAUACUUAUUUGAGGUACGACGACACAAACCCAAAGAAUGAGGAAGCAGAAUAUUUUGAUUCGAUUUACGAGGAUGUCCGGUGGCUUGGGUUUGAGCCUUAUAAGGUUACUGCCUCAAGUGACUAUUUUGGCAAAAUGACCGAAUUUGGAUUCCAACUCAUAAAGAAGGGAAAAGCAUAUAUCUGUCAUUUGUCUCAGGAAGAAAUAUGUGAAAGAAGAAGGGAGUUUACAUCCAAUGACAUGAAAGUCAGGACAUAUCUGAGUCAGUAUAGGAACAGAUCGGUUGAAGAAAACCUAAGAAUCUUUCAAGAAAUGAUUGAUGGAAAGUGGGAGGAAGGGAAAGCAUGUCUCAGAUUUAAGAUGGAUACCUAUACAAAAAACCCCUUAAUGCUUGACUUAGUAGGGAUUCGUGUUCUUGAUGCAGUGCAUCCUACAAAGAAUGUCAAGUAUACUGUGUAUCCAACAUAUGAGUUUGCUCUUUGUGUAUCUGAUAGCUUGGAGGAUGUGACACAUUCCUUCUGUACAAGGGAGUUCUUUACAAGGCAAGAGAGCUACACUUGGUUGCUUGAUCAGCUUGAGAUAUAUAAGCCGAUUCAGUGGGAAUUUAGCAGGCUGAAUAUAAGCAACACUGUUCUAAGCAAGAGAAAGCUGAUACCGCUAGUCAAGUAUGGGAUAGACCUAGAUGAUCCUAGGCUUUUCACAAUAAAAGGGAUGAGGAGAAGAGGAUUUCCUCCAAAUGCCAUUAACGCGUUCUGUAGAAGCCUUGGACUCACCUUCGCAGAAACAACGGUCGAUGUAAAGAAACUUGAGAAUUUUGUAAGGGCAGAACUUAACAAAACCUCCAGAAGAAUCAUGUGUGUAAAAGACCCACUAAAGGUAACUAUAAUGAAUUCUGAACCUUGUAACAUAUCCAUUCCGGACUUUCCCGGCUCGAGCAUAACCAGAGAUGUUUCCUUUACUCCUGUUAUAUACAUAGAGAAGUCAGACUUUAUGGAAAAGGGAGAUAAAGAUUUCCUAAGGCUUACUCCUGAACAACCUGUUGGGCUGUAUAAGCUCUAUCCUAUAAAGGUUGUGAAGGUGACUGAUGAUGGGAUAUUGGCAGAAAGAUGGAAUGGCGUUCCGAAGAAGUUUAUACAUUGGGUUGGAUCUGAUUCUGUUAAGAUAGAGAUGAGAAUGUAUUCUCCUCUCUGGACAUCAUUCACCCCAAAGGAUUCUACUUACCUUGAGGAGAUGAACAAAGACAGUCUUGAGGUUCUCUAUGGACUCUGUGAUAAAAGAAUUGUUGGAGCAAGACCAGAGGACAAGUUCCAGUUCCAGAGGAUAGGAUAUUUUUGUGUGGAUAAAAGCACAACCGAGGAAAACAUUGUUGUCAAUCUUACUAUUCCUCUUAAGAAUAUUGUUUAG
Molecule: messenger RNA, 2094 nt
Organism: Encephalitozoon romaleae SJ-2008
Lineage: Eukaryota; Fungi; Microsporidia; Unikaryonidae
Product: glutaminyl-tRNA synthetase
Exons: 1
Coding region: 1-2094 (697 amino acids)
Biological process (GO): translation; glutaminyl-tRNA aminoacylation
Cellular component (GO): cytoplasm; cytosol
Molecular function (GO): glutamine-tRNA ligase activity; ATP binding
Source: RefSeq, a predicted model, not a curated record